This is a messenger RNA of Schizosaccharomyces osmophilus, 657 nucleotides long. RefSeq names its product DUF2406 family conserved fungal protein (gene mug9). The transcript has 2 exons. Lineage: Eukaryota; Fungi; Ascomycota; Schizosaccharomycetes; Schizosaccharomycetales; Schizosaccharomycetaceae. The coding region runs from base 1 to 657 and encodes 218 amino acids. The record is from RefSeq and is a predicted model, not a curated record.
AUGAGAGUAACAGGACCUGAUUCUUGUGAAUUCGAUAAUCCCUCCUUACCUUUAGUAGAAUUAGAACCGUAUGCUCGUGUAAAUCGUGAAUCUACGAAACUAUGUAAACGAUAUCUGAAACGAGACUACUCUGGGAAAAGUAUUUACCAACCAGACUCCAAUAAUCCGACUCGUUGGAAAUAUGAAAGACCUUUAGAAACAAUUCGUGCAUGGAACAACGUUAUUGAUGGAAGAAAGCCUGACCAAAAUACCCAUGCAGCACGAUUGUCAAAUUUAAAACCGAGUUCUUCUUUAAAAGACCGUUAUCCAACUAUAAAGAAGCAACAAGACACCUCGAUUUUAGCAAGCCAACGUUCUUCUGCUAAAAGCAUUUUGAGACCCUUGAGUACGGUACCUUCUGUUGAAGCAUCUAUCGACGAACGAGACAGUUGUCCGGAAAUACCAGUGCUGAUGGAAAAGAAACAGGAGGGCGAGCCAACAGCUGGCUCAAACUCUAUUUCUUCCGACAUGCUAUGUGCAGCGGCUAGCAAUGGUUACUUUCGUAAACCAGCCGUCUUAAAUCAAUCCUUGGUGUCUUUAAACUCCGUUGCAUCGCCUUCACACAAGCAUGAGCUAAAACAUAAACUAAAACAGUUUGUUCAAAAUGUUUUAAACUAA